Messenger RNA from Trachemys scripta elegans, 766 nucleotides. RefSeq names its product anion exchange protein 2-like. Lineage: Eukaryota; Metazoa; Chordata; Testudines; Emydidae. The record is from RefSeq and is a predicted model, not a curated record. Gene Ontology annotation, cellular component: plasma membrane. Gene Ontology annotation, molecular function: solute:inorganic anion antiporter activity. Gene Ontology annotation, biological process: monoatomic anion transport; regulation of intracellular pH; bicarbonate transport.
GUGCGUAGCCUGCGGAUGCACCUCUUCACGGGCCUGCAGCUGGCGUGCCUGGCCGUGCUCUGGGCCGUCAUGUCCACCGCCGCCUCCCUGGCCUUCCCCUUCAUCCUCAUCCUCACCGUGCCGCUCCGCAUGUGCCUGCUCACCCGCAUCUUCACCGCCCGCGAGCUGAAGUGUCUGGACGCGGAGGAGGCGGAGCCGAUCUUCGACGAGCGGGAAGGGGUGGACGAGUACAACGAGAUGCCGAUGCCCGUGUGAGGGGUGCCAGCGAGUGACCCUGUGCAGGGCUGCGGGGCACAGGCAGGCCCCCGGCUGCUGCGCCAGGAGCUGCAGCGGCAUCGCCGGGACCUGCGCCAUCUCCAGCACCGUGGCCGCUUGGACUGUGCCCAGCACUCCCCCAGUGCCUGUGCCACGGUAGCCAUGAGACGCUCGCGUCUCACCCCACGGCCCGGGCUGCAGCGCCCUGCCCUGCGGGGGGCCUGCUACCCGCCCUGGGAAGGGAGUGGGGCCCAGGGGCUGGCGCGGGAGCAACUGGGCCGUGCCGCCUGCCCCCAGCAACUGCCGUCCGAACUGUAUCGUAUGCUGGAACCUGCUCCCGCCACAUCCUGUGUGCCCCCGGCGGGGUGGGGGGGCUGCACGAACAGACCUCCCUGCUCCAGCCCUGCCCCACCAGCCCCGGGCCCCACCCAGACAAUCAGGUGUUUACUAAAUUCCAUGGGGUUUUAUUUAAGAGAAUAAUUUAACUGUCAAUAAACAGCUUUCUAAAGAA